AUAAGUGAAACGAAACGUUUUUAUUUCUGAACGAACUGUCAAUGUCAUUUAUCGACAGCAGUAAUGUCAAUGUCGUACAUAAUUUGUUUUGUUAGCGGUUUGUUUCCCGUUCCAAACUAUUGCGGAUAUUUUUGCUGCUAAAGCACUAUAUUUUACACGUUUUUGUGUUAUCGGCCAGUGAGUGCUACACACAUUUUCCAUUAUCAUGUACAUUUUGUGACGACAAAAUGAGUGACGAAACCAACGAGGAACGACAGGACAACGAAUUCGAAGCUUUACAGGCUAUUUACGGUGAUGCGGUUGUGGACAACCGUGAGGCAGUAGCUUGGAAGAUAUGGAGACCUAUAGAUCUGAUGCUUACAUUGAAUCCCUUACACAAUUCAGACAUCAAAGGCAUACACUGCUCCGUUACAUUACACUUGAAAUGUUGUCCGAAUUACCCUGAUAAGCCGCUUAGCAUAGCUAUCAACAAGAUGAGAGGCCUGUCCACCGAGAAAGGUACGCAGUUGCUGUCUGAAUUAGAAACUCUAGCGACGGAACUGACCGGAGAAGUCUGUAUAUUUCAACUAGCUCAACAUACGCAGCAAUUUCUUCACGACCACAACAAGCCGACGCUCUCGUUCUACGAUGAAAUGUUACAACAAAAGACUGAACAGGAACAAUUGAAACUACAUGAUCUGAAAGUUAAGGAAAAUGAAGAGCGCCAAAAAAUGAAAGUUGAGAUCCAGAAGAGACAAGAAAUAUUGCGUUGUGCGGGUCGGCAGCGUGUUCAUAGAUCUAGCAUUAGCCAGGAUAAUGACAGCAUAGACGGACAGGGAGACGCUCCUGAACUUGUAUAUUACGCCGACGACAAGAUGUCUCCAGUUAAGAAACCGGUUCGAACUAAAACGGUGGACAUACCAUGCACCUGCAAGAACAGAGGCGUACAAGUCAUUAGAAUUACUCAAAGGAAUAAUAGAAAGGUUUAUAUCGGAAACUGUUUAGGCCACUCCUCAAACGGCGCCACAACAUACCUAGCAAUAGACGACGAAGGGGAGCGAUUAAUAGCAAAAAAAUGGAUCGCGCCGCCCGCCAAUGACUUCCAAGCGCGAACUCGACAACUGACCUCCAUACAACAAGAUCUGAAAGCCAUGUCCCGACUGAAUCACCCGUCUAUAACACCAUAUAUAGCUAUGGAAACAAUAAAAGACGCGAACAAACGGACAGCUAAACAAUACAUAUACUUAUUCAGAAAAUUCGUCUUAGGCAGUGCUUUAAAAAGUGUUAAAAGUAGACUCAGUGUUUUUAGUGAUUGUUAUGAAGGGUUAAAACUGUUAAGACAUGUCGGUUUGGGGAUCUUAGGGGCUUUAAAGGAGCUGCAUAGUGUUGGGAUCGUGCAUAAAGAUGUGAGGGGUCAAAAUGUGUAUCUGGACGACUUCGGUGGGGUCAAGUUGGUAGGAAUUGGUCUUGAUGUGAGACUCGCUGAGAUGCUCGACAGUGAUUUGUAUAGUGACAGGCACACAGCAGCGCAAGAUAUUUAUGCCACCGGGCUGUUACUACUGUCAAUAGUGUCACAAGAAAGAACCUACAUGGAUAUACCGCCCGACCUGCCUAGUUCUGCUAAGGAUUUCUUUGCCAGAUGUUUAACAGAAGACGAACAAUCUCAAUGGUCAGCAGAACAGCUUUUAAACCACGCGUUCAUGGUCGAUGCUCCAUCCAAACUGCCAAGUAAUAAAGAGCAGAACCAUGAAGGCAGCGGCUCUGAGGAUGAUGAAGCUGUAAAGAAGAUCCAUCACACUAGUCCUAUGACGAACGGACAUUCGCGUCUUCACGCUGAGUUUGAAGUCCUUACGUGGCUAGGCAGCGGUGCGUUCGGUGACGUACUAAAGGUUAAAAACAAACUCGACGGCGGUUUCUACGCGAUCAAACGCAUUAAACUUAACCCUGAGAGCGUCCAGUUAAACAGGAAGAUAACAAGAGAAGUAAAGCUAUUAUCUAGACUUAACCAUGAGAAUGUCGUAAGAUAUUUCAACGCGUGGAUCGAAACCAGUAUUGAAGUAGAAGAAGAUGAUAUAAGUGAAGAGAUAGAGAUAGAAGAUGUUAAAAAGCGAGUUGAUAGUUUGCAAGGCGUUGUAGCAAAACUAGGCCAAGAUGUGAAGGUGGAAUGGUCAAUGUCAGAGAUUCCUGUACAGAACACGAACACAUCAUCAGACAGCGAGGAUGAAGAAGAUGAUGAUGAUGAUGAACGGGAUCCCUGGUUCAAUAUUAUGAGGCCAGAUGACGAAUCAAGUAGUGGGGUGGAAUUUGAGGAAGAAUCAAAUCCGUCACAGACUAUAGAAUCUGAGGACGUGGUGGACGCGCCGCGGCCGCCGUCAGAGCGUAUGAAACAAGUGCUGUAUAUACAGAUGGAGUUCUGUGAGAAACAUACUCUACGGCAGGCCAUCGAUAGUGGACUAUAUCAGGAGCAUUUUCGAGCGUGGAGGUUGUUUAGGGAGAUAGUAGAAGGUCUAGCCCAUGUCCACCAAAGAGGUAUGAUCCAUAGAGAUCUGAAGCCGGUCAACAUAUUCUUGGACUCCAACGACCAUGUCAAGAUUGGGGACUUCGGUCUAGCUACCAAAGCAUUCUCUGUCUUACCAGUGGAUGAAAAAGCUAAACAAGAAGAAAUUGGCGGUUCGCUUACAGGCCAGAUCGGCACAGCUCUUUACGUGGCUCCAGAACUCCUCCAAUCCAGUGCCAAAGUUAUAUACAACCAGAAAGUGGACAUAUACUCCCUGGGCAUCAUCCUCUUUGAGAUGUUUCAUCCACCGCUAGACACUGGGAUGGAGAGGAUGUUGGUCCUAACCAAUUUGAGGAGCAAAGACAUUAUAAUGCCCAAAGGUUUUGAGAAAGAGGAGAAUGCUCGGCAGAUUCAUGUUAUAAGGUGGCUACUAAACCACGAACCGAGUUUACGUCCUACUUGCGCAGAAUUACUGGGCAGUUCCCACGUGCCUCGCGCGGUGCCUGAAGGCGCGCUAGCGGGGUUGCUAUCCCACGCAUUAAGCGAUAGAAUGGCGCGAGGGUAUACCAGGCUUGUCGCCGCCUGUCUAGACCAGAGACCGUCGGCCGCCGAGGACUAUACGUAUCAUAAUGAUAUGAAGACCAAGCCACAGGAGUUGUUGCAGCAGAUCAAGGAUGCUGUUAUUAAGGUAUUCCGAAGCCAUGGUGCUACAGAAUUCUCCCCUCCUCUUCUAAUUCCUCGAGCCUCCGCCUGGGACCAGCAUCCCAACGCUGUGAAGGUGAUGACGUCAUCAGGCUCCGUCGUUCAUCUACCUCACGAUUUGAGACUGCCGUUUGCUAGACAUAUAGCUUACAAUGGCACAAGAUACAUGCGGCGAUAUGUCGUGGACCGGGUGUACAGGGAGAAACAUGUGCAAGGGUUCCACCCAAGAGAGAUUACUGAGUGUGCCUUCGACAUUGUUUCGCCGAAGACUGACUCGCUAUGGCCAGACUCCGAGCUGCUGGUAGUGGCCAGUAGGGCAGCGUCAGAGAGUGGUCUCAAGGUGUCUCUACAGCUGAACCACACAGAGUUACUGCGCACUCUACUACUGUCCUGCGGGGUACCCAUGGACAAACACGCCGACAUAUAUCCUGUACUCGUUGAUGUUAGUUUUGGUCGCAUAACAAGCCUACAACUGCAAACCCACUUAACAUCCCUUUGCAUAACAAAUAAAGAUGUUUCGAACCUCGUCCGUUUAAUGGACGCUGACGUACCAAUACAUGAAGUGAGAGAGCUAGUCAUACCGUACGUCAAACACGCUAAGUGGAGCAAGGUCGUGUCGCAAGCUGUACAUGAUUUGGAAGCUGUGUAUAGAAACGCUAAGGCGUUGGGGUGUGAGUGCCCUAUAACAGUGGCUCCAUUCCUGGCCUACAACGCGACGCAACAUUCUGGAAUAUUCUGGCAAAUGUCUGUCAUACGGAAUACGGAAAAUAAGCUUGUCACUCCAAAACAUCGGGCUGGGGACCUCGUUGCAGCGGGAGGGAGAUAUGAUGCCUUAGUAGCUGAAUUCUGGAAAGUAGCGUCAACAGAAAAAGAUCACGAUAGUACUGAACUAAGAUCAAGUUCAGUCGGGUUCUCCAUGUCCUUGGAACGCAUGGCGGCCAUCUUGAAAAAGUUGGACGCUGAGACACCGGUGCAGCAGCCUAAUGUUGAGAUGGGUCUAAUAUGCGUGUGUGUAUGGGGCGCGGCGGGCGGUGGGCGCGCGGGGCAGGCGGCGGGGCGCCGCGCCGGCCUGGCGCGCGACCUGUGGGCGCACCGACACCGCGCCGCGCUGUGGCCGGCCUCUAGCGCCGACGCACACGAUCUAGCUCGCCCCGGCCUACUCAUACUACAUGACGACGCCGAUGUUAGACUGGCUUGUUGGGAUGGGAUGAGGUUAAGAGAACACAAAGUGCCAUACAUAGAUGUCUUAGACUUUAUCAAGCAGAAGCUCUAUCCAGAUGCUGUCAGGAAUUCGGAACCUGCAAAUCGUACGUUAAGCUGGUCGGAAUGUGAGAAGUCAAACUGUGGUUUCACAACUUCGGUUAGCUUCUGCAUCGCUUCCAAAGACAGGAUGAACAAGAACUCCAAGAGGCAUUGUGAGAACCAGAUAAACACCCAAAUAACGUCAACGCUAGUGUCGCUAGGUCUGCAGGCCGGUGUCAGCCGCGUGCGCGUCCACGUGGUGGCCGUGUCCGUGGAGGCGGCCGCCCUGCGGGCGCUGGCCGCCGGUCUGGCCGCACCACUCGACGCCGGGGAACUACAUCAUGCGUUCAUGCCUGUUAUUGAUGCGUACCCAAAACGCCGAGAUGUUCUAGACGAUGCCCUCCAUGAGUUAACAUCACUAGUUAAACAAAACAGCCAGUGUAGGGCCACGGAUGAGACACAACUCUACGCUCUAUACUCUAUUCCCGAUUCUCUAUGCCGACUGAUCACGUGACCUUACUUAUGAAGUAUUCGUUUUACAAGUCUUCGCAUUGACUUUUUUAUUUGUAUUUUAUCAUUGGCUAUGUGCAAAGCUAAUAGCGACCGCAGCGCACAACACGGCAGA
This is a messenger RNA of Spodoptera litura, 5045 nucleotides long. It is a transcript of the gene Gcn2, whose product is annotated as eukaryotic translation initiation factor 2 alpha kinase Gcn2. Gene Ontology annotation, molecular function: eukaryotic translation initiation factor 2alpha kinase activity; ATP binding; protein binding. Gene Ontology annotation, cellular component: nucleus; cytoplasm; cytosol. The record is from RefSeq and is a predicted model, not a curated record. Lineage: Eukaryota; Metazoa; Arthropoda; Insecta; Lepidoptera; Noctuidae. Gene Ontology annotation, biological process: regulation of translational initiation by eIF2 alpha phosphorylation; DNA damage checkpoint signaling; negative regulation of cytoplasmic translational initiation in response to stress.